Messenger RNA from Daldinia vernicosa, 1966 nucleotides. RefSeq lists its product as uncharacterized. The coding region runs from base 238 to 1383 and encodes 381 amino acids. The transcript has a single exon. The record is from RefSeq and is a predicted model, not a curated record. Lineage: Eukaryota; Fungi; Ascomycota; Sordariomycetes; Xylariales; Hypoxylaceae.
CCACUGCCCAACUUCUUUUCCUUAUGAAAUAUCUUCAUGCCCACAGCUCACUCGAAUCCCACGAUGCACUUUACAUAACUGCCUUUUAAGAAAAGAGCUGGCCUCAGCUUACAUUCUUUAGGGAUCGACAGGUUCAGUUCCACCUUUUACUCACCCAUAUUACACUGCUAUACUAUAUCAACGCCCGAGCGCUUCACCGCCGGCGGACCCAUAUCUCAUAUCCUAUAUCUUAACAAUAUGACCACCAUUAUGUCUGUAGAACAGCCACACCCACCGAAUGGGCUGGAUGAGGUUCAGAAGUCGGUGUCUUCCAGAAUAUCCAAGGAAUCCCGUGAGCAGUCGAGAAAUAGCUUCGCAUCAUAUUCGACCUGCGAAGAAGACCUUGCCGACGUUUUCAACGAUAUGGACGAUGCGUGUAUAAUCGAAGAGGCUACGGUUUUAGAUGCUCGUGAAGUUACUAUUGCGACUCCUAAGCUACCGGAGAAGAGUGCACUCAGGACUUCAAGACUUUUGAGUACUCUGCAGCGUAUCUCGACCGAACCGAUCACCGACCCGCACGACGCCUACCUCUCCUCCGAGGAGGAUGCCUCUUCAUCCGCGGACGACUUCUCCGACUACGAGUGCGACUCUAACAGUGACCAAUCCGAGAAGUCUCCAGCGCGACGCAGGAGUCAGGAGGACACCGCUAGGGCCGUCUCGGUAAUAUAUGUCGGAAAGCCUUUCGUAGUGGACCUGGCGAGCGGUCGAAGAUCGGUAUCACCUAUUCGAAGACCUCGAACAAGAUCCUCGUCUCCUUCUAUCCGUACAAACUCGUUUGAAAGUCGACCAGGUCCGUUGCGGAAGACUAGCUUCGCAUCCACCACGGAUAUACCCAGGGAAAGCCCUCCUUUUCUCAGUCAAGACCCCUUUGCUACUAGCAACUACAAGCUCGAGUCAGCAUCGAAGGUACCGGUGCCAACUGACGUUAUCCCUCGAUCUAAGACUCCAUUCCAUCGUCUCCAAAGAACGAUGAAUUUAGUUAGGAAGCGCAGCCGUCCAAAUCUUAAGGACGCCGCCUCCAGAGACAGUAUCUUUAGUUUGAGGUCCAUAUCAAGCUCAACUACGGAUCUUCAACUUACAUUAAAUACGUUACGCACAGCCGGUGAGGAACAGCAGCAAGCUAGGAGACACGAGCCAGCAUCUGCUGCCCCCGCACGGCCUCAGACCCCCGUGACUUACAACGAUAUCAUGAUGUCGGCGCGGAGGGAAUCACACCCACGAUUACUUACUAAACUACCUCCGUCGACACAACCUACGAGCCCAAGCCCAACAACAUUAAAGAGGGGCAUAUUAAGCGGUCUCUCUAUGAAUCGGCGACGGAGUUUACGGCUUAGCAAGCCGUGAAAAACUUACAGUCUUUACCGUCAUAAUUUCUUAUUAAUUUGGUUAAUCUUGGGGCAUACGGCUAGGAGGCGUUACAGAGGCAACAUGGAGUUAGGUUUGGAGGCGCAUUAUUAUUGCUGCAAGUUAUAGGUGCAUUGAGUUUGACAUCGUUCAUGGGAGAGUGUUAACUGAUACCUUGGGAUAUGCCUGUGAAUGAGCAACGGCCACAGUAUAAGGGGGAAAAUAGUAGCAAUAAGCUAAUGGGAGGAUUACAUGAGUCUAUUGUUGACUCUGCCAUAGCGCUUACCGUGGCUCUUGGAUGAAUGAUACCAUUACGUCACAACUCAUUUUGAAUUCACUAUUGAAUCUAUUAUUUUUCAUGGGUUCAAUGUAAUGUGUGCUAAAGCGAUAUGGCUUAUGGCUUGUGGCAUAUAGCUUAUCUUGUAACAUGGGGGAUUCUAUCGCUAGUUUCUAUCCUUUUCGUCCGAAGUUGACCUAAGCCUGAUAAAUGUUUCAGUAUAACAGGAGUCCCUGGCCUGUGAUUGGCGAAACGAAACUUUGACGAUACAACGAUAUCUUGGUUUUUCAACACACCAAGUUUCAC